AUGGACCAUCCUAAUAGGGAUAAGGAUGAAAGGCAGCGGACAGCGAAAGGAAUGCCGGGAAGGAGUGGGCACGGUUCUCGGCCAAGCUCGUCAGCAUCUUCCGGCGUUCUUAUGGUGGGACCCAACUUCAGAGUGGGAAAGAAGAUUGGGUGUGGGAACUUUGGAGAACUCAGACUAGGUAAAAAUCUCUACACCAAUGAAUAUGUAGCGAUCAAACUGGAACCAAUUAAAUCCCGGGCACCACAGCUUCAUUUAGAAUACAGAUUUUAUAAACAACUUGGAAGUGCAGGUGAAGCAAAGCAGUCUGUUUACUUGUCAGGAGGUAGGACUGAGGGAAAUGAAGGUGUUAUAAAGAAGUGUGCCACUGGCCAUAGGUGGGAGAUCUGGCAGCAGAGCCAAGUGUCUGCUGAAGGGCUCCCCCAGGUGUAUUACUUUGGACCAUGUGGAAAGUACAAUGCCAUGGUAUUGGAGCUGCUUGGUCCGAGCUUGGAAGAUCUGUUUGACCUCUGUGACAGGACAUUCACUCUGAAGACGGUGUUAAUGAUUGCCAUUCAGCUGAUCUCUCGCAUGGAGUACGUGCAUUCCAAGAACCUCAUCUACCGCGAUGUCAAGCCGGAGAACUUCCUCAUUGGCCGGCAGGGCAAUAAGAAGGAGCACGUCAUUCACAUCAUAGACUUUGGUUUGGCCAAGGAGUACAUUGACCCAGAAACCAAAAAACACAUUCCUUACCGGGAGCACAAGAGUCUCACUGGAACAGCGAGAUACAUGUCCAUCAACACACACCUUGGCAAAGAGCAAAGUCGUCGAGACGACUUGGAAGCCCUUGGCCAUAUGUUCAUGUAUUUCCUCCGAGGCAGCCUGCCCUGGCAAGGACUGAAGGCUGACACCUUAAAAGAGAGAUAUCAGAAGAUUGGGGACACAAAGAGAAACACUCCAGUUGAAGUUCUCUGUGAGAACUUUCCAGAGGAGAUGGCCACAUACCUCCGCUAUGUCCGUCGAUUAGACUUCUUUGAGAGACCAGACUAUGAUUAUCUACGGACCAUCUUCACAGAGCUGUUUGAAAAGAAAGGCUACACCUUUGACUACGCCUACGACUGGGUUGGCAGGCCAAUUCCUACUCCUGUGGGAUCCGUCCACGUAGAUUCUGGGACCUCUGCAGUGACAAGAGACAGCCACAUCCACCGGGAUCGACCAUCACAACAGGCCCUUCGCAAUCAGGCGUCAUCAGAUCGCAGAGGAGAGUGGGAGAUCCAGCCAAGCCGGCAGACAAAUACCUCGUACUUGACAUCUCAUUUGGCUGCAGAUCGACAUGGAGGAUCAGUGCAGGUGGUGAGUUCAACCAACGGGGAGCUGAACGUGGACGACCCAACAGGAGCACACUCCAACGCACCCAUCACAGCACAGGCGGAGGUGGAGGUGGUGGAGGAAGCUAACUGCCUGAAAAUGCUCAACUUGUGGUGCUGCUGCUUCUUUAAGAGGAAACGGAAGAAGACGGCUCAGCGUCACAAGUGACCAGUGCCUCCUGAGCCUUGCAGGAACCACCACACCUGCAGCUCCUGCCCUGUCUCACUGGAAGGGGCUUCUCUUUAGGAGGGAGGAGGAGGAGGCAUAGGAGGAAGAGAGAAAAACUAAAACAAAACAAAAAAAAAAAACCCAAGUGACAUUUUAAACCAAAAAGAGAAGAAAAUGUUCCAAAACAAACCACUCUGGGGUUGAUCUGCUGAAUGGUCUCCCUCAGUCACUCCAAGCCUGAAGCUCCUUUUGGGACCAGGACUGUGGCUGGCUCAGGUCUUGGUCGCCCUGAGAGGGGGGCUGGCUGGCUGACCCACCUUCCUGUUGUUUACGGCGAAGGCAUCGCGUUGAUGCAAACCUGAGGACCGUGCUUAGUUCUUGCUCACUUUUCUCCCCUCCCUUCCCUGCACUCUGCUCCUCUGUCCUCCUCCCUCCUUAAUUAAGUGAAGAAAUUCCAUAGGCUCAAUUGGCUGUGGAGGGGGCAGGAGGAUGUGGGUAGGAGAAGGGCCUGACUGCUGCAGCAGGAGGAGACAGGUUCUCUCUGUGGCUCCUUGGGAACAGUUACACUG
This is a messenger RNA of Cinclus cinclus, 2081 nucleotides long. RefSeq names its product casein kinase 1 gamma 1 (gene CSNK1G1). Gene Ontology annotation, cellular component: cytoplasm; nucleus; plasma membrane. Lineage: Eukaryota; Metazoa; Chordata; Aves; Passeriformes; Cinclidae. The record is from RefSeq and is a predicted model, not a curated record. Gene Ontology annotation, biological process: endocytosis; peptidyl-serine phosphorylation; signal transduction. Gene Ontology annotation, molecular function: ATP binding; protein serine/threonine kinase activity. The coding region runs from base 1 to 1512 and encodes 503 amino acids. The transcript has 16 exons.